Penicillium daleae is the source of this 783-nucleotide messenger RNA. RefSeq lists its product as uncharacterized. The transcript has a single exon. Lineage: Eukaryota; Fungi; Ascomycota; Eurotiomycetes; Eurotiales; Aspergillaceae. The record is from RefSeq and is a predicted model, not a curated record. Bases 1 to 783 code for a protein of 260 amino acids.
AUGGAUACUGGACCAGACUCCCCCAGGUCUUCUCCUCACCCCGAAGGGGAGAUCACAUGCCUCGAACCUCUCUUGAGGCCACGACGUGAGUUCCUUGAUCUUCCUGGGGAGAUCCGAAAUCUCAUUUACGGCUCCUUCUUCGCCUCCACCAGAUUGUCCUUUGCAAGGCGAUAUCUUCACAAAGGCAAAUGGAGACGGAUCAAGUCAGCACAAUUUUUCUUCGCAAUCAUCCUUACCUGCCGCCAGGUAUACGAAGAGACUAAAAGACUAUGGAUGAGCCAGGUCACUUUCAGUUUUGAGCAGCCUGAUAGCAUGUUGGAGAAACUCUAUUUCCUACCCUCGUCAGUGCUAUCCCAAAUCCGCCACUUGCGUAUCCAUUAUGCCUACCUGGAUCUCGAUACGACAUCCGAAGCUCACAAACUGCUGAACAAUCGGUAUCCUAAAUGGCUGGAACAGUUUGAGCUUCCUGCAUCACUUAUGUUGCUCUCGGGUUUACGUCUGGAAACAAUUGCUGUACUAGGGUGGGAGUUCGAAUUUGACAAGAAUAUAGAGAAUAUCCACGGUUUCUUCAUCGAUGAUAGCUAUUGGAAGGAGCUUCGCUUUAUCACCCCCUGGACAAAUUCCUUGAGUCCAUUUGAAGUUUGCAGCGACGUCCCCGACCGAAGCCUCCAAAGCGAGUUCGCGCUCUCCGAAUUCAGUUUCCGAAUCAGCGAAUGGACUGAGAAUUUGCAAAAACGCGACACGAAAGUAGAGAUCUAUCUCCCUUCAGCAGUGGAUCUCUAA